Molecule: messenger RNA, 1386 nt
Organism: Protomyces lactucae-debilis
Lineage: Eukaryota; Fungi; Ascomycota; Taphrinomycetes; Taphrinales; Protomycetaceae
Product: acyltransferase 3
Exons: 1
Coding region: 1-1386 (461 amino acids)
Biological process (GO): polysaccharide biosynthetic process
Cellular component (GO): membrane
Molecular function (GO): acyltransferase activity, transferring groups other than amino-acyl groups
Source: RefSeq, a predicted model, not a curated record
AUGGCCCUACUACACAGUGGCAAGACCUCUCUCUGGAUGCAGCAUCUCUUUUCAUAUACAACGCCUACGAAGCUACGGCCAACAGCUUGGCUCGAUGGACUUCGAGGAGUGGCUGCGUUCGAGGUCACCCUCUUCCACUAUGCCGAUGUGUGGACACUCACAGACAUGGCAUAUGGUGUCGAGGGAUCGCGUGGACAAUGGCUUCGCUUGCCAAUGAUUCGCAGCUUCUACAACUCUGGAAGAGCCAUGGUCUGUGUUUUCUUUGUCAUUUCUGGCAUCGUCUUGACACAGCGGACACUCAUGCUUCUUCGAAGGCACGACAUGGAAGCAGCCUAUAGUUCUCUGACAUCCUCCGUUUUUCGUCGGGCGCUGCGUCUCUUUCCUUCACCAGUCAUCUCCACCUUCAUGGCACUUCUUCUGUUUCGCAUCUUUCGCAUCCAGCCUUUUGGCUCGAAUGAAGAGACUGUGCCUUACUUCCCCAGCAUACUCGACCAAAUAGCACACUGGACCAAAGACACAGUUCGCUAUUUGAACCUAUUUGAGCCCAACCUCAAGAGUGCCAUUGUCGAGGGGCAAUUCAUUGGCCACGCUUAUGCCAACAUCGUAUGGACCAUCCCCAUGGAGUUUGCUGGUUCCCUUGCCUGCUACAUCCAAGUGCUGGGUACGGCAAAACUGCAGCCACGCGUCAGAAACGCGGUUCUCCUUGGUACGGCCCUCUGGGCUAUCAUGACUUAUCGCUGGGCGCUCUUCAACUUCAACAUUGGCAUCAUUCUUGGUGAUGUGAUGCUGGCAGAAUCCCUCGAGUCGACACAAUCCGCUUCGCAUCAUUCGAAGCUAGGGUACAUCCUUUUGUUUCUAGCGGGUAUCUACAUGGCUGGCAUGCCGAUGCGCGGGCCGCUCGACAGCCACGAGCCAGCAUUUGGCUACAACACAAUAUGGCGUCUCACACCAGAACGGCUGCUCAACUUCAACUUCAACUUUACAUGGUGGUCCUUGGCAGGCAUCGCCAUUCUUUGGUCUUGCUAUCGAUUGGCCUUUUUGCGACGCAUUUUGGAAGGCGGCUUUUGUCAAUACCUCGGCAAGCUUUCCUUUGCCAUCUACUUGACACACAUCAUGGUGCGCGAUUGCAUAGGCCAGCAGCUCAAGACGAUCUUGUUGUAUCAGUUUGGUUGCGACGAGGCUUCGUCUGCGAUUCGGCAAACGAUUCCUCUCCUGCUUUGGUAUGCAGUCCUGCUCGUGGUCACCUUUUUCGUCUCGGGGCUAUUUGAGAAGCACAUUGACGUUCAUGUCAUCCAAUUCGCCAAAUAUGUCGAGGAACGCAUGACGGCUCUCGAUAAAGCUCCAGCGGAUGUGCCACUGCAGACGUUGCCUACAGCCUCGGUUUGA